This is a messenger RNA of Heteronotia binoei (common prickly gecko), 2525 nucleotides long. It is a transcript of the gene DDX27, whose product is annotated as DEAD-box helicase 27. Gene Ontology annotation, molecular function: nucleic acid binding; ATP binding; RNA helicase activity. The record is from RefSeq and is a predicted model, not a curated record. NCBI's taxonomy places the organism in Eukaryota, Metazoa, Chordata, Lepidosauria, Squamata, Gekkonidae. The transcript has 21 exons. The coding region runs from base 9 to 2318 and encodes 769 amino acids.
AAGGAGGCAUGGCCGCCCUGCAGCUGCUGCCCGUCGGGGCCGGCGGAGACCCCCCGCGGGAGGAGGAGGAGGAGACGGACUCGGAGCAGGAGGAGGAGGAGGCGUCGGCGGGGCCCGGCCGGGGCCGGAGCAGAGCAGGAGACUUCGCGGCGGGGUUCGUGUUCGCCGAGCAGGAGGCCGCCGGGCCGGGCGGAGGGACUUGGGCGGAGGCGCUGGGCCAGCUGCGCAGCCAGAAGAGGAAGGCCGCCUCCGCCACCAGCCUCGACGAGAAGAUCGCACGCGUCAGGAGGACGAGGAGGGCGCAGGAGAAGCGGACAAAACAAGAAACAGCAAACGGAGAUGCCAAAGAGACUGCGCAUGAGGCCGAGGAUAAGGCAAGCCUUGAAGACAGCGAGGAGGAGGAGGAGGAGGAGGAAGAAGGCUACUCCUCUGCAGAGGAGGGAAUCUUUUCAACAGCAGAUACGCUCAAGGUGAAGGGGAAGCAGAAGCGGAAAGGAGGGGGAGAAGAGGAUCCUGCUUUCCAGGAAGUGGAGCUCGUCUUUGGUGAAGACGCGUCGCAGUACGAUGACAGCCUGGGAUUCCAAGACAUGAACCUCUCGCGCCCCUUGCUGAAGGCAAUCACCGCCCUUGGCUUCAAGCAGCCCACGCCCAUCCAGAAGGCCUGCAUCCCCGUGGGGCUGCUGGGGAAGGACAUUUGUGCUUGUGCUGCUACCGGGACAGGGAAGACGGCAGCCUUCGUCCUGCCUGUCCUGGAACGCCUGAUCUACAAGCCCCGGCAGGCCCCCGUGACGCGCGUGCUGGUCCUCGUGCCUACCCGAGAGCUGGGCAUCCAAGUGCACUCUGUCACCAGGCAGCUGGCGCAGUUCAGCAGCAUCACCACCUGCUUGGCAGUGGGCGGGCUGGACCUCAAGAGCCAGGAGGCAGCCCUGCGAGCAGGCCCCGACAUCCUCGUCGCCACUCCCGGACGGCUGAUCGACCACCUGCACAACUGCCCCUCCUUCCACCUCAGCAGCAUCGAGGUCCUCAUCCUGGACGAGGCUGACCGGAUGCUGGACGAAUACUUUGAGGAGCAGAUGAAAGAGAUCAUUCGGCUGUGUGCGCGGCAUCGCCAGACCAUGCUCUUCUCUGCCACCAUGACGGAGGAGGUGAAGGACCUGGCGUCUGUCUCCCUGAAGAACCCAGUCCGGAUCUUUGUGAACAGCAACACGGACGUCGCCCCGUUUCUGCGCCAGGAGUUUGUCCGCAUCCGUCCCAAUCGUGAGGGGGACCGGGAGGCCAUCGUAGCCGCGCUGCUGAUGCGGACGUUCCCGGACCACGUGAUGCUCUUCACGCAGACCAAGAAGCAGGCCCACCGCCUGCACAUCCUCCUGGGGCUGCUGGGCUUGCGGGUCGGGGAGCUGCACGGGAACCUCUCCCAGGCCCAGCGGCUGGAGGCUCUCCGCCGCUUCAAGGAUGAGCAGAUUGAUGUGCUGGUGGCCACGGACGUUGCUGCGCGGGGCCUCGACAUCGAAGGCGUCAAAACGGUGAUCAAUUUCACAAUGCCGAACACCACCAAACAUUACGUGCACCGUGUGGGGCGUACCGCACGGGCCGGGCGCGCAGGCCGCUCUGUGUCUCUGGUGGGGGAAGAAGAGCGCAAGAUGCUGAAGGAGAUCGUCAAGGCCGCCAGAGCGCCCGUCAAGGCCCGGCUGCUCCCCCAGGAUGUGAUCUUGCGGUUCCGGGAGAAGAUAGAGAAGCUGGAGGUAGACAUCUAUGCGGUCCUGCGCCUGGAGCGGGAGGAGCGGGAGCUGCAGCACUCGGAGGCGCAGCUCAAUACUGCCAAGCGGAAACUGGAGACUGGCAGGCAGGAGGCAACAGAGGGGGCCAUCAGCCGCAGCUGGUUUCAGACCAAGGAAGAGAGGAAGAAGGAGAAGCUUUCCAAGGCCCUGGAGGAGUUUGACCUGGCUUUGCGGGGCAAGCGGAAGAGAGAGAAGUUCAUGAAGGAGAGGCACAAGAAGGCCCAGAUGACGCCCGAGGAGCGGUCCCAGUUUGAGAUCUUGAAGGCCCAGAUGUAUGCCGAACGGCUGGCAAAGAGGAGCCGCCGCCCCACCCGGGCCAGGGCCGUGCCCGAAGAUGCUCCACCAGCUACAGCGGCUGCAGGUCCAAAAAAGCCAAAGAAGAAAGCAUCUGUGUUUGAUGAGGAGCUCACCAACACCAGCAAAAAGGCCCUGAAGCAAUAUCGGGCUGGGCCCUCCUUUGGAGACCGCAAGCGCCUGGGCCUCGCCACAAGGAGAAAAGGGGGCAACUUCAAAUCCAAGGCCAGGUACAGGAGGAAGUGAGAAGAGGACCUCCCGCCUCGCCUGUGCUGCUGUCUGCAAGGAAGGGGGAGGGGCUGUCAAUCAUCCCUCCUCGGUGGCAGCAGCCUCAGCCCCGGUGGAAGAACCGCCUUCCCUCUCUGGGCCCUGCGCAGCCGGGCUGUGUCUGCACUCUGCCCUGUGGGUGGAGCUUCAAGAGCAUCUUUGGAGUAAACACUUUUUCUAAUGCUG